AUCUUCGUCAAACUCAAACCCCCAAAAUUCUUUCACGCUACCCUCCUUGGUAAUUUCCCUCAUUAUCUAAACAGCCCCCGCCCGCGCCUCCACUUUCCGCCAAUAUAUUAUUUUCAGUUCACCGUUACUUAUUCGCCGUGAGGGUGCGCGCCGCGUUUACUCGUAUUAAGCUCGAUUAGGGUUUCCACCGGCAUUUAUUGUCGUCCUUUUUCGAGAAUCAACGUUAAGCAACCUCGACGGAUUCUAUGUUUGGGUUUUAUAUCGAAUAUUGAUUUGAUAUUGGUGUUUCUUAUUUGAUUCAGAGGGUUUUGUGUUCUAUUGUUAUUUUUAUUUUCUGGGUAGGAUUUUUUGGGGCUGAGGUGAUGCCGCGAAGUUCAAGGCAAUCUAGCAAGCAUAGUUCUAGGGAUGCUAGGGACUACUCAGAUUCGGAGAAAGAUUUGAGCUUAAAGGAGAAGGAGAAAAAGAGCAAGGAAGAGAGCAGUGGUAAGUUUUCAAAGAAGCCUGGAUCCGUUGAGAAGAGAAAGCUCGACUCCAAGGAUACCAGCAAGGAACUAUGGAUUUCGGAGAACGGAGAUUAUGUGGAGUACAGUUCCUCAAAGCGGCGCAAAGAUAAGGCAGACGACAGAGUAAGCGACCGGUGGAACGGCGGUGAAGACGAUGGUAAAGUAGAGAAGAAGUCCAGGAGUUCAAGUGAAUCGAAGAGUAAGAGAAGAGAGGAUGCAGAAGGAGAUGAUACAAAGAGGAGUAAAAGUGAGGGGAAGCAUCGAGAAUCCAGUAGAAAGGAGGAAAGGGAGAGAGAAAAGAAAGGUAAAGAAGGAAAGAGUGAUAGGUUGAUUGAGAGUGAGGAUCACCGCCCUCUGAGACAAUCCGCUGAAAGAACUGAGUUGCAUGUACCAGAUCGGUUGCAAAGUCCUGAAUCAGACAGCCUGCAUGAGAGACAAAUUAGGAAAAAGAGAGAUGCUUCUGAUGAUGGUGAUAAGCAUUUGGAAGAUAAUGGAGGUAUUUUGGAUAGACAGUUGUCCAUAAGCAGUGAUACUGGAAAAGAUGCAAGAGCAAAGGAUGAGAGUUACAAAGACAAGUAUCGAGAAGACAUGAACUGUGAAGAUAAGUGCCGAGAUAAUAAGCUGAGAGGUGAUCGAUCAGCAAGUGAUCUUGCUAAUAGUAAGUCCAGUGAGAAGCAUUUAAGGGAUGGAAAAGAUAAUGCGAAAGUUAAGCAGAAAAAGUCCAAGGUUCAAGAUAGUGACUUUGAGCGUGACCACGACCAUGAUAGAGAGCGUGAUCGUGAUAGAGACCAUGAGCACGACCUGGAGCGUGAGCGGUAUUGCGAUCUUGAUCGGGACCAUUAUCGAGAUCAUGACCGCAACCGUGAUCAUGACCAUGACCGUGAUUAUGAUUAUAAAUGGGAUCGAGAACGUGAUCGCCAUUGCAAUGAUCGGGACAAAGAUAGAGAUCACGACCGUGAUGAACAUGAUGAACGGAGGAGUGCGAGAUACAAAGAUAGUAAGGGAAGGAAACGAUCUCCUGAUGACCGAGAUGAUGGUAUUGGUAGUAAUACUAAAUCUAGAAGUACCAAAUUACACUACUCUGUCAUGAAUAUUAAAUCAUCAACUUCUGGUAGAGUGGAGGUAGAUUCUGAUAGGGGAAGGUCUCAGUCACACCCUGCCAAUUUUGAUGCUUCUACAGGCAGCAGCAGAAGGAGAGCUUCUCCCAGCUCGAUUUCCCAUGGUGGGACUGAUGAGUAUAGACAUUUGAAACAAGAAGAUUCAAAUUAUAGAGAUCAAAAGACAGAGCAGAGGUCCAAAGCAGCUUCAUCAAGAGAGGUAACUAGUUUAACACCUGAGAGAGGUACUAAGUACAGAACCAUGGAGAAAUCAAAUAGGGUAGAUGAGGGCCAUUUUGGGGAGUUACCAAUUGAGAGGUCCUCAAGUUCAAAAGCUUCCCCAAUGAGUAUGAAGGAAAGAUCUCCUUCAACAAGUCUUGAGCGUAGAUAUAUGAGUCGAAGUGGUGUUAAGUGGGAUCUUGAUAUAGAGGAGACGGGAUGGACUAAUGCCUCAUCUGGUGGCAGAGAGGAGGAUAAUAAACUUAGUCGAGACAUACCUCCUGAGAAACCUCUUUUGGAUGGAUCCUUUCAAGCAGAUUCUGUGUUCUAUAAUAAAGCUGGUCAGGGCAACUCAUCUUUGAUUUCACACCCACCUGGUUUAAGACCUGGAAUUGGCAGCCCCUCUUUCAUGGGGUCUAUAGAAGAAGAUAAUAGAUUUAAUAACAACGGUCGUUACAAGAGGAGUGGUAAUCUAAAUGUUAGAAGAGGGCAUGCAAAUGGUUGGAGGGGUGCCCCAAACUGGCCAGCACCUGUUCCAAAUGGUUUCAUCCCAUUUCAACCUGGGCCACCCCAUGGUGGUUUUCAAGCUAUGAUUCCACACUUUCGUUCUCCAUCGCUGUUUGGCGUUAGACCCUCAAUGGAAAUUAACCACUCUGGGAUUCCAUAUCACAUUCCCGAUGCCGAAAGUUUUAGCAAUCAUUUGCGCCCAAUGGGCUGGCAGAAUACAAUGGAUGGUUCUGGUCCUGCCCCUUUUCACUGCUGGGAUGGCCACAAUGUCAAUUUUAGGGAUGAAGGGCACAUGUUUGGGCCCCCUGAAUGGGACCAGAGUAGGCAUACAGUGAAUGGUCGGGGAUGGGAUACCGGUUCGGAUGUGUGGAAAGGACAAAAUGGUGAUUCUGACUUACCCGCAACAUCUCAGAAAGAGGACCAUCCUCUGCAGGUCACUCUUGAUGAUGUAUAUGAUGGACCAGAGUCUCAAUAUGAAAAUGGCAAUAAUUGUGUUCAGGUGAAAGGUCUUGAAAUAAGAUCUGAUGUCUUGUCACCAAUCGAUGGAUCUUCUCGAUUUUCAUCUGAGAUUCCACAUAAGGCACCUGAUUCUUCUAAAAUAUCAUGCGAAGAUAAUGACGCUUGCUGUUGUCAGGCUUAUCUUUGCAAGCUUGACAUUUCAGCAGAACUAGCUGGUUCUGAAUUGUAUGAUCAGUGUAUGAGUUUGAUGAAUAUGCAGAGAAAUAAAGAUUUGUCUAAAGAUGUAAUAAUGCUUGUGACUUUGAAGAAUGGUGGACGACCAAUACAAAAUACUUCCAUUGCUGUACUGAGCCCUUCACUCAUUCCUCCAGCUAAUGCUUCUGUUUUUCGGGUACUUGGGAGAGCCAUGGUCCUCUACAAGAAACACCAGCUACAGGUGGGUGCUGUCCCUAAUGUCAAUGGUAGAACGUUAGCAUUUACUUCAGCGACUAUGAAGGGGAAGGAGCAAAGUUCUGAUCAUGUUGUAGACCUAGCGGAGAAGUCAGGUCCGAUUUCCGAUGCAGAAAUGGUGGAUUCCGAGAUGCUAGAUUCAGAUCAGCGGAAAGGAGAGGCAGUUCGAACUGCCACAUGUCACGAGAAUAUGGAACAGCUAGCUUCAACCCAAAGCAGGGAGUUACUGGAUCAUCCAGAUAGCCUUUCUCCAGAAAAACCAGAACUGCCAAAUACUGAUUUUGGUCACAUGAACGUGGAGGUCCCUAAACCAGUUUUGAAUGGCAAUAAGACGGAGGAGUCCGAGACUGAUCAGAUGAAUUCAGGGGAUGCAGCCGGAGAUCCUUUGCAGUCGCUUGAUAAUGCAGCAGAUGCUGUUCAUUUGGCAGCCGAUGAGGAAAAUUCAAACGAUAUAAACAAAACUGAAGGUAAUAGUUCUGUGAAUUGUGUCAAGGGAACACAUACCUCUUGUGAUUCAAUUAGUGGUUCUUUAAAUGAGUCUCCCCAGGUAAACGAGUCCGUAAUUUCAAGUCUGAUACAUCACUCACCUGAAAGUACACAUUGAGACGAUUUCUAUAUCAUUGUUCUUUUAUGAGCAUUUUAAUUCAUGGUUUUCC
Hibiscus syriacus is the source of this 3891-nucleotide messenger RNA. RefSeq lists its product as uncharacterized. Lineage: Eukaryota; Viridiplantae; Streptophyta; Magnoliopsida; Malvales; Malvaceae. The record is from RefSeq and is a predicted model, not a curated record.